CGGCUGUUGUGUGCGGAAGGUGGGGCUUUUCGAACAACUUCUCGGUUCGACGGAGGAGACGACCAGGGGCCGUUGUUCCCUCGCUGUACUUUAGGUGUCAUUUUCACGAGCAGAACGAUGACGAGCUACGUGAACGACAUGUGGCCCGGGUCCCCCCAGGGCAAGGACUCCCCUUCGGGCUCCGGGACGGGUCACUCCAGCCGGCUCUCAUCUAGGUCUCGCAGCAGGUCUUCCUCCGCCAGGUCUCGGUCCCGCUCGAGCUUGUCCUCCCGCUCAUCGUCUUCUCGUAGUCGCAGCAGGACCCGGCGCUACAGGUCGAGGUCUCAGUCCCGCCGGCGCCACCAGCGCAAUUAUCGCCGCUACUCGCGCUCAUAUUCCCGGAGCCGGUCGAGGUCCCGCAGCCGCCGAUAUCGGGAGAGGCCCCAGCCUCGGGCAUACCGGAGGUAUUACCGAUCGCCUUCGAGAGGCAGGUCCCGUAGCCGGUCCAGGUCCCGCGGAAGGUCCUACUACCGGAGAGCUUACGUGGGAUCCCGGGGGCGAAGGUACUAUGGCUUCGGCCGAACAGUCUAUCCAGAGGCACACAAGAGCUGGAGGAACAGGUCUCGGUCCAGAUCCCGCAGCCGAACUCCUCUGCGUUUAAGUGAAAAAGAUAGGAUGGAACUUUUAGAAAUAGCAAAGGCUAAUGCAGCCAAGGCUUUAGGAACAGCCAAUAUUGACUUGCCAGCUAGUCUCAGAACUGGUCCACUAUCUAAAGACAGAAACUAUGGAAAACAAAUACAAGGUGAUGCUACAAAACUUGUUGAGCCGUCGGGAAGAUUAAAUGAGGAUGUGUUUAAAACCUCAAGUGAAAGUUCUUCCCAGCAGAGAAGCCCAGCUUUCAGCUCUGGUAACUCUGUAGCAAAGCCAGUACUUCAGAAACCAGCUGAAGAGACUGCAGGACCCCCUAAAGAAGAUGAGAAAAACCAAAGUGCAUAUGGACAGUGGAUUCCUAUCAAGAAAGAGGAAAAUAGUUUACUUUUAAGUUCUCCUAAAACAGCCCUGUCUUUCAAAUUCUAGUAGGUCUAGUAUUAUUCCUUUCUCAUAAGUCAUCAGUAACAGAAGUUGUGUUUAGCUAUAAGACAGUUUCAAAUCCUGACAUGAAAAAAUUAAGUACUUUAAUAUAUCAUAUCUUAGGUUUCUUUUCCAGAUAAGUGAAAUGAGCACAAAUGGACCAGAAAUCACAGGUGGGAUUUUUGUUCGUGUAUGUAGAUAUUUGUAAAUAUUUGUGUGGUGUUGAAAUGGGUUAAAUAUAGCCAUUGCUAACUUUUAAAAAAAGCUGCAUGUUGACAUUGUAUAUAUUUCCAUUUGUUAAUAAACUAAUUUUAGAGUUUUUUUUUUCCAGUCUGACUCUGUUGCCUCCUUACUACUGAAGUGAUGAUGUGAGCAAGGGCAUCUUUUGUGCUUGGAGACAAUUUUUUCAAUCUGAGGCCAGGACAUACUCAAAGCUUGUUAUCUUGUGCCUCUUUAUAAAUAUCCCAGAGAUUGAAAACACAGACCUAGUCACUAAAACAUUAAUUUGAUACUCCUUAUAUUUCAAUUCAUAGUGUCUUUACUUUAGUUAUAAUAGUGUCUUGUUUUAGUUUCCGGGCAUUUUGCCACAUAUAUGUAAAUGACAAUGAGGUUAUCAUCUCAACUGCUUGAAGUUGUUGUGGGACCUGUUUACUGGAAUAAUUCCCAAACUCAUCAAAGGAUAGUGUGAAAAGGAUUUUUUAAGAGUAGAUGUCUUUGAAGCCCUAUAUACAGCCUCCCAUGCUAAUUCCUCUUCUUGUUUAACUUUAUAUUACUUCUGUUAGCCCCACAUUUAUGUGAUGAGCAUGGUGUCUGGAUUUGAUGUUUGGAAAAUUACAAACCUAACACCUGAUUUAAACAUACUGCUCCUUAGUAUGAAGCAAACAGAACCAGGAAAACAAUCUAUGCUGUGAUUAAUAAAAGUGGAUAGAUCAGUGA
Gracilinanus agilis (Agile Gracile Mouse Opossum) is the source of this 1986-nucleotide messenger RNA. It is a transcript of the gene RSRP1, whose product is annotated as arginine and serine rich protein 1. Lineage: Eukaryota; Metazoa; Chordata; Mammalia; Didelphimorphia; Didelphidae. The coding region runs from base 118 to 1056 and encodes 312 amino acids. The record is from RefSeq and is a predicted model, not a curated record. The transcript has 5 exons.